Messenger RNA from Triticum turgidum subsp. durum (durum wheat), 300 nucleotides. NCBI's taxonomy places the organism in Eukaryota, Viridiplantae, Streptophyta, Magnoliopsida, Poales, Poaceae. The record is from the annotation of a GenBank genome assembly.
AUGAGCACCGGCGGCGCGGACAAGUCCGGCACCGGCGGCGGCGGAGCUGGUGGGCCGGUGAAGACGCCGUCAGACUUCCUCAAGUCGAUCAGGGGCCGCCCCGUCGUCGUUAAACUCAACUCAGGCGUCGACUACCGAGGUAUUCUGGCUUGUCUGGAUGGCUAUAUGAACAUCGCGAUGGAGCAAACCGAAGAGUACGUGAACGGCCAACUGAAGAACAAAUAUGGCGACGCCUUCAUAAGAGGCAACAACGUCCUAUACAUCAGCACGUCAAAGCGGCCCCUCACCGACGGAGCAUAG